AUGUCCAGUGUGGCCUCGGAGCUCCCGGAAAUGGAUGCUACUCGGUUCCAACACACUCCUUACUACUGCGAAGAGAACGUGUAUCUGCUCUGCAAGACGUUGUGCGAGAAUGGUGUAGCGGAUGCGACGGGUUCCGAUCUGUUUGUUGUUUUCAUCUCGAAUGAGAAGAAACAGGCAAGCAUGUCUUUGUUCCACUUUGGCAUCAGAAAGCUAGUAGCAGAGCUGAUGGGAUUGUACUGUGGGAUUAUCAUGUCAUCUGCGUCCAGGAAGAAAGAAAGUGAUUCUGAGCCUUUGGUGUGGGAUCUCGAUUCGACUUUGCCUUUCCCUUCACCUUUAACCUCAUACGUGACUGAAACUAUCCAGCUAUCUUUUCAGCUCUUUGCAGAAUAUCAGAGGUUCUUUCGCAUUGUGCAUGCUCCUCUCUUCUUUAAGCACUUUGCCUCUGAUAGAAGACACAUGAAAGAACCUGAUGGAACCUGGACUGCUCAACCUCCACCCUAUCAACCCAUUGUUGCUCAAGACGGAAUCUUGCACAAUUUGAGCGAGUACAUUACCAUGAGCGGUGCGGAUACAUUGUCAAGCUUGGAUACCGAAACUGUGACAGCUGCAAUUUCACAGAAGCUUGGCGUUGUGGUGAGCCACACUCAGCUUCAGGAUCUCUUCACCAAGCUUCCUUAA
Molecule: messenger RNA, 678 nt
Organism: Thlaspi arvense
Lineage: Eukaryota; Viridiplantae; Streptophyta; Magnoliopsida; Brassicales; Brassicaceae
Source: the annotation of a GenBank genome assembly